AUGAAGGUAAAACAGAUAAACCAACUUUCAACCGGAGAUGGAGCAACAUACAACGACAAUCGUCAGGGGAAACAUCGUCGAGAUGUGGAUGAUGAAGAAAAAAAGAUGAGUACUGAAGGAGCUACAAUUCCGGCAAAAAAGUGCAAAACUAAAUCUGAAAAAAGAACGAGAAGUGGGAGAUUAAUUGUACCGAAUUAUAGUGGAUUACUUACAGGUAAAACUUCCUCCGAAAAAACUACAUACACAGAUGAAAACCCCUCUCAAGAAAACGAAGAGGAAGCAACGACCGAGGAUUCUUUUGAAAAUCGCUCCCAAGGAAAUGAUGAGAAGAGAACUAUUCAAGAUAAUAUUAUAACAGAUAUCUUAGGAAAUACUGAACUCUCAGACGCAUCAAAAGAGAUUAUUACGAUUUAUAAAGCGAAAUACCCUAAUGGUGAUCUAAUUGACCUCCGACUAAAAUCGCCCUUUUUAAAAGAACUUUCAAGACAAAUAGCAACAUCGUAUCUAACGGAAAUGGAUACCAUGACAGAGACGUUGGUCCCCGCAAAUGUUCAUGAAUUCCUUGUAAAAUUUUUUUCACAAGAAUUAACAACCGAGGAGUGGAAUUCCCAAAUCGAUGAUUUAAAAGCACCAGAAAAAGAUGAUUUCGUAAUGAAUGCAGUGGUACGAGUUUUACGUCGUACAUUGCCACAAUUUAUUAAGGCAUUUUCACUCGAAGAACAGAACCCACUUUUAAAUAUUGCCACAAUAGAACAUUCGCAUCUUAAUGCUUUCGUUCACCCGUGUCUUGACGCUUCUUUAUGGUACAUUGCUGGUAUACACUAUGAAUUCGGCGAGAUAACGUCGAAAAAUCACACUAAUGGUAAUCGAGCUGAUGGAGUUGGUUACAUGACGGAUGCUGAUAAGUAUCAGCUCAUUUAUGUUGAAGGCUCGAGACCAAUAACAAAAGAUAAAAGGAAACCGAUGACGCAACGUUUACCAAAGAAGUUGUAUGUAUUCGGUGGCCAAAGUUUUCGUCUUCGGAUAUAUUUAUAUUUUCUUGAUCAUUGUGGAACGUAUAGAUUAAACGAGAUUGAUAAUGCCAAUCUUCCUCGGAAAUUUUCUGAAAUGAAAAAUUUUGUUUAUUUCUAUGAAAGUGUAUUGAAAUGGUCGCUAUUGGUUCGUGAUGUUACAGCAUCCUUUGAUGAUGCAAGAGCUGAACAAAGACCUUCGCGACUUUCGUACGCAAACGCUCUUCUCCAGUUGGAUUGA
This is a messenger RNA of Acaulospora morrowiae, 1251 nucleotides long. Lineage: Eukaryota; Fungi; Glomeromycota; Glomeromycetes; Diversisporales; Acaulosporaceae. The record is from the annotation of a GenBank genome assembly.